GCUCUCCCCCGACACACAAAACACACACCACACAACCCCAUUAUCACUGUAAAUAUAUAGAUACGGGCUACACCACCGCUGUGAGACGUGAACUGCGGUCAUGUCAGACUUCAUAGAGAGCGAGGCUGAGGAGUCAGAGGAAGAGUUUGAAGAGAAAGACCUAAAGCCCAAGAAAACCCAGAGGUUUAUGGAGGAUGAUGAUGAAGAGGAAGAAGAGAACACGGAGGAUCAGGAUGAGCAAGGAAAUUUACGUGGACUGAUUGAUGAUGGAGAUGAGGAGGCAGAGGAAGAGGAAGACCAAGAAAAAAAUCGAAGUGGAGGUGGCAGUGACUCUGAAGAGGAAGUUAGGCAUCGACGUAAAAAGCGCAAUUAUGACGACUACCUGGAUGAUGAUGAUCUUGACCUUAUUGAGGAAAAUUUGGGUGUUAAAGUGAAACGAAGGAAGAAGAAAUAUGACCGUGUGAAAACACUGGACGACGAUGAAGAAGAUGAUGAUGAGAAGGACUUAAUUGCAGAUGAAAUCUUCCAUGCUGAUGGAGAGGGCGAGCUGGAGGACGGUGAGACUGCCGAUGAACCUCUUCCGCAACAAGAUGAUGACGAGGAAGGAGAGGAUGAGGAGUCAGAUAUAGACGAUUUUAUUGUGGAUGAUGAUGGCCAACCCAUCACCAAAAAGAGGGGCAAGAAAUUCUCAGGAUACACAGAUGCAGCCCUCCAGGAGGCCCAGGAGAUUUUUGGUGGCGACUUCGACUUUGCUGACUUUGACGCAGAUGCCUACGACCAGGGUGAGGAGGAGGAAGAGGACCAGGAUGAAGAGGGCUGGGACAGACCCAAGAAACAGACCAAGAGGAGGCAAGGGAGGAAGAGCAUCUUUGAGAUCUACGAGCCCAGUGAGCUGGAAAGUAGUCACAUGACUGACCAAGACAAUGAGAUCCGCUCCACAGACAUGCCCGAGAGGUUCCAGUUAAGGUCCAUCCCUGUUAAACCUGCUGAAGAUGAUGAGUUGGAAGAGGAAGCCGAGUGGAUCUUCAGACAUGGUUUCUCCACCCUAACUAUCUCCAUGCAGGAGAGCACAGAUUAUCUUGACAGAGGGACCACCACAAACUUCAGCAGGAAAGGCCCCAGCACAAUUGCCAAGAUCAAAGAGGCUCUCAACUUCAUGAGGAAUCAACAGUUUGAGGUUCCAUUCAUAGCUUUUUACAGGAAAGAAUAUGUGGAGCCAGAGCUAAACAUCAAUGACCUGUGGAAGGUGUGGCAGUGGGAUGAAAAGUGGACUCAACUGAAGACCCGCAAGCAGAACCUGACCCGUCUGUUCCAGAAGAUGCAGUCCUUCCAAUUUGAGCAGAUCUCUGCAGACCCUGACAAACCUUUAGCUGACGGCAUCCGUCCUCUGGACACCGCUGACAUGGAAAGACUGAAAGAUGUGCAGACGCUUGAAGAGCUGGGUGAUGUGUACAACCACUUUCUGCUCUACUAUGGCCGAGACAUUCCCAAGAUGCAGAAUGCCGCUAAGGCCGGCAAGAAGAGGCUCAAGAAGAUCAAAGAAGAGACAGAGGAUGGUGAUGAGGAGGAAUUGGAGGUGGAAGAAGAAGAGGAACAGAAAGGACCUGACCUGAAGCUGGCGUCUCGAAGGGAUAUGUACAGCAUCUGUCAGAGCGUGGGACUUGAUGGCCUGGCUAAAAAGUUUGGGUUGACUCCAGAGCAGUUUGGAGAAAAUCUGAGAGACAGUUACCAGCGUCACGAGACAGAGCAGUUCCCCGCUGAGCCUGUAGAGCUGGCCAAAGAUUAUGUCUGCAGUCAGUUCAGCACUCCUGAGGCUGUGCUGGAAGGGACCAGGUACAUGGUGGCCAUGCAGAUUGCUCGAGAACCUCUGGUCAGACACGUUCUCCGACAGACCUUUCAGGAGAGGGCCAAGAUCAACAUCAAGCCUACGAAGAAAGGCAAAAAGGAAAUAGACGAGGCUCACUUUGCCUACUCCUUCAAGUAUCUGAAGAACAAGGCUGUAAAAGAGCUGAACGGGGAUCAGUUCUUGAAGAUGUGCCUGGCAGAGGACGAGGGACUGCUUACCAUUGACAUCUGUAUAGACCUUAUCGGGGUCAAAGGGUUCGCUGGGGACCAGACAUACUUUGAUGAGAUCAAACAGUUUUACUACAGGGACGAGUUCAGUCACCAGGUGCAGGAGUGGAACAGGCAGCGAACCUUAGCUAUAGAGCGAUCUCUCACUCAGUUCCUAUACCCUCAGAUGGCCAAGGAGCUCAAGAGCAAACUGGUCGCUGAGGCCAAGGAGAGCAUUGUCAGGUCCUGCUGUCGCCGGUUGUAUAACUGGCUUAAGGUGGCUCCUUAUAGGCCAGAUCAGCAGGUUGAGGAAGACGAUGAUCUGAUGGAUGAGAGUCAGGGCAAAGGCAUUCGGGUGCUUGGUGUUGCCUAUGCACCCAGCAGAGAUACUCCAGUUUUCUGUGCUCUGAUCAAUGGAGAAGGGGAGGUGGUGGACUUCCUGCGUCUGCCCUACUUCAUGAAAAGGAGGAAUGCGUUCAGGGAGGAUGAGAGAGAGAAGAAGAACCAGGACAUUGAAAAUCUAAAGAAGUUUCUGUCCAGCAAGAAACCUCAUGUGGUAGCUGUUGCUGGGGAGACCAGAGAUGCCCAAAUGAUCAUGGAGGACUUCAAGAGGACUAUCAGCGAGCUUGAGCAAGAGUCCGCUCUGCCAGCUGUGGGAGUGGAACUUGUUGACAAUGAAUUGGCCACACUGUACAUGAACAGCAAGAAGUCUGAGGUUGAUUAUAGGGAUUACCCUCCAUUGCUGCGACAGGCUGUGUCGAUAGCUAGGAAGAUCCAGGAUCCCUUGAUAGAGUACGCUCAGGUCUGCAGCACUGACGAUGACAUUCUCUGCCUCAAACUGCACCCACUGCAGGAACAUGUGGUGAAGGAGGAUCUUCUCUGUGCUCUCUACUGUGAAUUCAUCAAUCGAGUCAAUGAGGUUGGAGUGGAUGUGAACAAGGCCAUCGCCCAUCCUCACACUCAGAGCCUGGUCCAGUAUGUUUGCGGUUUGGGACCAAGGAAGGGCUCCCACCUGCUCAAGAUUCUAAAGCAGAACAACACUCGUCUGGAAAACAGAACCCAGCUGGUCACAAUGUGUCACAUGGGGCCCAAGGUUUUUAUCAACUGUGCUGGUUUCAUCAAGAUCGACACUGCAUCGCUUGGAGACAGUACUGACUCCUACAUUGAGGUUCUGGAUGGGUCUCGUGUCCACCCUGAGACUUAUGAGUGGGCCCGCAAGAUGGCUGUCGACGCCCUUGAGUAUGAUGAGUCGGCAGAAGACGCCAACCCAGCUGGAGCUCUGGAGGAGAUCUUGGAAAAUCCGGAGCGUCUCAAAGAUCUGGACCUGGAUGCCUUCGCUGAAGAGCUCGAGAGACAGGGUUAUGGCAACAAGGGAAUUACUCUGUAUGAUAUUCGUGCAGAGUUGAGCUGCAGAUAUAAAGACCUCAGAGUUCCCUACAGAGUCCCAAACACUGAGGAGGUAUUCAACAUGCUCACCAAGGAGACUCCAGAGACCUUUUAUAUUGGUAAGCUGAUCACCAGCGUAGUAACUGGUAUUGCUCACCGGCGGCCUCAGGGAGAGAGCUACGACCAGGCCAUCCGUAACGACUCCACGGGUCUGUGGCAGUGUCCCUUCUGUCAGCAGGACAACUUCCCAGAACUCAGCGAGGUGUGGAACCACUUUGACAGCGGUUCCUGUCCAGGUCAGGCUAUUGGAGUGCGGUCCAGAUUAGAUAACGGCGUCCAGGGAUUCAUUCCCACCAAGUUUCUCAGUGACAAAGUGGUCAAACACCCUGAGGAGAGGGUGAAGGUGGGCAUGACAGUUCACUGCCGCAUCAUGAAAAUCGACAUUGAGAAAUUCAGUGUGGAUCUAACAUGCCGCACCUCAGAUUUGAUGGACAAGGCCAACGAGUGGAAGCUCCCGAAGGACACCUACUAUGACUUUGACACAGAGUCCGAAGACCAAAAACACGAGGAGGAGCUUAAGAAGAAACAGCAACGAACACCAUACAUAAAGCGUGUGAUCGCCCACCCCAACUUCCACAAUAUCAGUUUCAACCAGGCAGAGAAGAUGAUGGAGGCCCUAGACCAAGGAGACUUGAUUAUCAGACCCAGCAGCAAGGGAGAGAACCACCUCACCGUCACCUGGAAAGUGGCUGAUGGUAUCUACCAACACGUGGAUGUGAGAGAAGAAGGCAAAGAGAAUGCAUUCAGCUUAGGGCACACUCUCUGGAUCAACAGUGAAGAGUUUGAAGAUCUGGAUGAAAUCACGGCUCGCUACAUUCAGCCAAUGGCAUCAUUUGCCCGAGAUCUACUGGGGCAUAAGUACUUUCAGGAGUGCCACGGGGGCAGCAAGGAGAAAAUGGAGGAGUUAUUGGUUAAGACGAAGAGGGAGAAGCCUACUUUUAUUCCUUACUUUAUUUCGGCAUGUAAAGACCUGCCAGGAAAGUUCAUACUGGGCUACCAGCCUCGUGGAAAACCACGCAUUGAAUAUGUGACCAUCACCCCGGAUGGCUUCCGUUACCGUUCACAGAUAUUUCCUACAGUGAAUGGUUUAUUCCGCUGGUUUAAGGACCAUUACCAAGAGCCUGUUCCAGGCAUCACGCCCAGCAACAGCAGUCGAACAAGGACACCUGCAUCCCUGAACGCAACCCCAGCAAAUAUCAACAUUGCAGACUUGACGCGAGCUGUCAACGCCCUCCCACGCAACAUGACCUCUCAGAUGUUCAGUGCCAUCGCUGCAGUCACAGGCCAGGGCCAGAACCCAAACACCACCCCCGCACAGUGGGGAUCCAGUCAGUACGGCUACGGUGGCAGCACAGGAGGAGGAGGAGGAGGAGGGAGCUCCUCUGCUUAUCAUGUGUUUGCCACACCUCAGCAGCCCAUUGCCACGCCCAUGAUGACACCCAGCUACUCCUACACCACUCCGAGCCAGCAGGCCCUGGGCACACCGCAGUACCCUGGCUCCACCCCACAGUCCUCACACUCUCACGCCCACCCACACGGAGGCCACGCAUCACACCACAGCCAUCACGGCCACAGCAGUCACCACGGCCACUCCUCGGGCACGCCGUCAUCCUCCACGUCAUCCAGAGGAAGGACACCACAGCAGCAGCCAAAGCCGAGCAGCAGCAACACCUCUGCAGUGGACUGGGGCAAGAUGGCGGAGCAGUGGCUGAAGGAGAAAGAAGCAGAGGGACGGAAGAAAGCCCAGAGGAUGACGCCACGACCAUCCCCCAGCCCCAUGAUCGAGAGCACACCCAUGUCCAUCGCCGGAGACGCCACACCCCUGCUGGAUGAAAUGGAUCGAUAGGACAUGUAGGGGGGCGUUGACACAUCCCCCUCCCUCCCUGCCCAACUCCAUCCUUUGUACUGCUUCUUCAUCUGGAUAACCCACCCAACCCUCCACCGUUUGUCUGUCCCACAGUCCAUCCAGCUGACUCCACUCAUACGUUCUCUCCGUCUCUUAUUAUUGUAGUUCCAGUUCAUCAGUCUGGUAUCAUGGCCCAUCUCAACUCAUGCCUUCCUCUUGUCCUCCUGUCUACACUCUCAUCCCGAAUGUUUCACCUCCUCACCUCCAGCCAACUCCUCUGGCUGCAAAGUGUUUUGUAUAGUCAGACUAACACUGUAUAUGUCACACAGAAAGUCAGUACAAUGAAAAAAACGAAAAACUUGAAAUAUCUGACAGCAGUUACAUAUAGGAUAUGGACCUACACAGACUGUCAUACGAGCUGUCCUGCUAUCCUUAUUUUUGCGAUUUGUUUUAGUUUGAUCCAUGAAUGGUUUUGACAGAGGGGCACAGUUACAGUUUGAAGAACCCACUCUUCCUCCUUAAGGGUUGGUGGGUUUUUGCGAACUGUUGCCAAAAGAGCGCCUUGCCAAGCCAAUCAGGAAAUUGAAUUUUGUAUGGAAUGCGUCAGAAUGAAUAAAGACUUGUUUUUUUUCCUGUUUCAAUCUUAAGCCUCCACUCUGCACAUUUUUAACACGCACACACAAACACACGCCGAGUGUGAGGGACAAGACUGAUUUGAGAAGCAAAAUUAAUUCAAGGAGGAAGUUUAAUGUCAGCUUGGGUUUCUGUCAUACAUGACUUACUACUUGUCUGUACCACAUGCUGUAUUAUGAUCAGUUGGCUGUAUUUUGGCUCCUGUAUAUAGUCCAAUGUAUUGUAAACUCUAUCUGAAAAUAAUGAGUGGACGUCAUGUCACACAAAGGUAAAAGUGCUUGUUUUUGGUUAAUUGGUAUAAAUUCAUGCGAGGCUAUGCAUAAGAAUGUAGUCCACGUUUUAAAGCUGUUGAUUUUAGCAACAAAGUUUCCCAGUGGGCUUACCUCGCUGUGUCAAGAGAGCGUUCAUGGUAGUUUGUCAGAGGGAAACUUUAGAAGUUUACUUAAACAUGACAUCCAGUUAUCAUCGUACACCACUGCUGCAUUUCAGUCCCAGAUAGUAUCACUUUCCACUUGUCCAAGAUCCAACAGGAUGAACCCCCAAAAAAUGCAGUUUACAUAUCAGGACAGGUGUUCUUCACAAAAAUAUGUUUAUGAAGAUUAAGAUGUUUCAGUGGAUAAGUUUUAAUUAUUUUAAAAGAAACCAUAACACUAUAAGCAGACGAUACUAUCAAACUGACUAUCCACUGUGUUUAUAUUCCUAAUUCUGUAUAAUACUCUCAACUGCACGCAGUUAUUUCAGUAGAAUGAAUUCAUUGUUGAAAAGACAUCUUUUGUGAUCGUCGUACCCCAGUUUAAGGUCACUCUGCAUCCCUAUUUGACUUAUGCAUCCUUUCUUUUUUUCUGCUGUGCCACAGUACAAACAAGCAGCGCUGGUAUUCAAUGAUGUGCUUCAUUUUGCAGUGUGCAAGAGUAUCAUGGUCCCAUAAUAUGCAUAUUGGUAUAUUUAAUAACGAUUUUAGAGUAAACUCAAUUGGUUUUACGCCUCUUGCCAGAUUAAUAUAUCAUAUCUUUCUCGAUGAGGCUGUGAUUGGUUGUCGGCAGCAGUUGGUGAUCGAGAGAGAAAUUAUGUCUGGCACUGCUGAUGACCUUUUCUACCUGUGAUCCCUUUAAUAAA
Scomber japonicus (chub mackerel) is the source of this 7093-nucleotide messenger RNA. It is a transcript of the gene supt6h, whose product is annotated as SPT6 homolog, histone chaperone and transcription elongation factor. Gene Ontology annotation, cellular component: transcription elongation factor complex. Bases 101 to 5344 code for a protein of 1747 amino acids. The transcript is spliced from 37 exons. The record is from RefSeq and is a predicted model, not a curated record. NCBI's taxonomy places the organism in Eukaryota, Metazoa, Chordata, Actinopteri, Scombriformes, Scombridae. Gene Ontology annotation, biological process: nucleosome organization; positive regulation of transcription elongation by RNA polymerase II; transcription elongation by RNA polymerase II. Gene Ontology annotation, molecular function: nucleosome binding; histone binding; DNA binding.